Spirometra erinaceieuropaei is the source of this 8506-nucleotide messenger RNA. The record is from the annotation of a GenBank genome assembly. NCBI's taxonomy places the organism in Eukaryota, Metazoa, Platyhelminthes, Cestoda, Diphyllobothriidea, Diphyllobothriidae.
AUGGAAGAACUUCUCCGCCAUCCAAUCCAUCUACUGUCCGCCCUCCCAAGUUACUGCAACUCUCCUCAGCGCCGACUGAAAAACCCCGCUCACCGAGAAGACACACAUUCUGCAGCGAUGGGCCGAAAAAUUCAGAGGCGUCCUCAAUCGCCCCUCCACCAUCUCCGAUACCGCCAUCGCCCGCCUGCCCCAUGUGAAGACCAACAACAACCUCGACCUCCCACUCUCUCUGAACGAGACUAUCAGGACCGUGCUGCAGCUAUCCAGCGGGAAAGCGUCCACAUCGGACGCGAGCUCUGCGGAGGUAUUCAAGCAUGAUUGUCCGCAAUCAAUAGAGCAUCUGACGGCACUGUUCCAGGAGAUGUGGCGACAAGGAUAAGUCCCGCAGGAUUUCAAGGACGCCACCAUCAUCCACCUAUACGAACGAAUAGGAAACCGCCAGCUUUGCGACAACCACCGAAGCAUCUCCUUACUGUACAUUGCCAGUAAGAUGUUUGCUCACAUUCUUCUCAACCGCCUGAACAAUCACUUGGAUCAAGGUCUUCUGUCUAAUAGCUAAUGCGGCUUUCGCAGUUAUCGUGGCACCCUGGAGAAGAACUUCGCCACCCAUCAGCUGUAGGAGAAGAGUCAAGAGAUGCGGACCCACCUGCACUUUUCCUUCGUGGAUCUGACGAAUGCCUUCCACAGGGCGAAUUGUGACGAACUGUGGAAAAUCAUGCGGUGAUUUGACUGCCCCGGACGAUUCAGUCAGAGGGUGCGUCAGCGACAUGAUGGCACGCAUCACGGACAGCGGAGUUGUCUCGGAGGAAUUCGCAGUGACCAACGGCGUAAAACACGGCUGCGUCCUCGCACCGACCCCCUCCAUGCUGAUGGACGCUUAACGCGAAGAACGCCCUGGGAUCCGCCUCGCCUAUUGGACGGCUGGCCACCUCCUCAACCACAAACGGAUGCACUUCCGGUCGCGUGUAUCCACAGUCAUCAUCCAUGAACUUCUGUUCGUCGAUAGGCACCUCGGGAUCCGCAUCGCCAUACAGAACUGUGAGGAACCUGUCUAACCACCGGAAGACGCAAAUUUGAUCGCGUUCUUCCACAACCACCGUCUACUAGGAGAGUUAGACUGAAACAACCCCUUCUGAACGUGUUCACGGCACCCUCACGCAUUUCAGAUGUACAUUGCCCAACCCGAGUUGUGUGUAAUCAUGGUGUUUGUGUUUGAGGAGCCAGGUCGUGCGUGUGGCGCGCGUAUACACGGUCACUAGACCCUGUCAGCCACCGCGCCCUUUCCCCGCUUCAGGGGAUUCUCAGCAUCCACGCAAUGCGGAUGGAUGCCGACAGGCUACGAAAAGACUCUUCUUUGACGCUAAAAUCAUACUCUGAAAACACCUCUGGAGCGACUGUAGAUAAACCCGGCAAACUGGGAAGACCCCGACCGGGACAGGCCAACGUGGAAGAGAGCAGUGAAGACAGGCUCAACAAUCUUCGGAGCCAAUCACAUCACCGCCACCGCCAAGUCCAAACGCGGGACACGCGAAUCUCGACUGUCGCCCUCGUCUCCGCCGCCGCCACCGCUAUCGCCUCAGAUCGACAACACCCAAUCAUCUCCAACAUGUCCACAAUGUGUCAACGGGCAUUCUGGACGCCAAUUGGGCUAUUUGGGUACCUCCGGUCCGACUGCGCCACACGGACUGCACCAACCCUCGUCUCUCCUCCCAUCUCUCCCACGCCUGCCAGGACGUCAACUAACCUGGAUCGCCCUACCGAGCCACCACUACCAUCUUCUUCUUCUUGUUCCUCCAGAGGGUGUAGUGGCACGCCUUGUUGCGGGUCCGGCCUCCCGUCUUCCUGACACUGUCUUGACAGCAGGUGCAGGUGGGGGGAGUAGGAGAGAAUGCGGCAGAUACUGCGGAUAGUCUUCAUUCACCAUAAACGAAUUCACGCGCAAGUUACCGUGACUGCUGCAUCUAGCUGUGUAGCACACAGUGGACAUCGUCGGCUCCGGUGGUUGAACCACAUAUAUUUCUACGGCAGAUCCAUUUGUCAUUCUUGUAAAUAUAUCUUAGGAUUUGUGCUCAGAAAAGACUUCAAUGAGUAUGACGAGCCCACAUGAGUGAUUUAAAGGGCCCUCAUGGAAACAGGCGAGCGAGCAUUGCCCUGUUAGUGAAUUCCUUGCAACCAGAGAUACGAUGAACUUAAUCGGCGCAAUCUAAGUGGGAAGGUCCGGCUUCUUGUUGCGUACCAGUCAGUUAUCAGGGGCGCACCUCAAGUUGGUGGCCCCUGGACCGUGAGGUGACCUGCGCGCCUAACGAGAGGGAAUCGAUCGUUCUCCAUGGAUGACGCAGCUGGCAGAUUUCACCAAACUUCGUAAGUCCGAAAAGUUCCGUUUCAAAAGGAAUUCCAUACUCGAUUGGAAAAUCUAUGAGUAGGUGAACUGCCAAAAACCAAAUUAAUGAUUUCAAAAUUUGUGUUCGAGGUGCAGCUAGCCGGCCGACCAGAUUUCGUCCAGUUCAUUUUGACUGUAUACUAACACGGGACACGUGUAUUUACCCUAUUCCGGGCGUCUGACUCACUUUGGUGUGCGUUUACAUGUCGGCACAAUUGCAAUUGUUCGUUUGACACUCAACGACCCUCUACCGUGUCGCCAUCUCGUCUGGCGACUACCUGCAACCAGAAUGCUCUGUCUGGCUUUCAAACAAUCACAGGCCAAUCAGCUUCAAGGCCUACUCAUCAAAUUUCGACGCCUGUCUCUGUGGGCCUAGACGUCCAGCUCCUCUUCGUCUGUCAACUUGUUUAAGCACAUUUUUUCUCUAUUCUGCACAGAAUACACUUUUCCGUACACAUAUUCCCAUUCAGGUGUUGAUUUUUUUUAUGGGUAAAGUCAGGGAGACCCGGUUCCCGUCCAGGAAUUUAGUGCAGGGACACUACACCAAAACAACGCACUCGUACGUCGCUCAAUUGAUUCGCCCACAGGGCUUGCGCGUGUUGAUACCGUGCCAGCCACUCUAAUGAGUCAGAAAUCGAGUCGGAUUGCUAACAGCUCAAGGUCGUGCUCUGAUUGGCUGAAUUCGAAGCCCGCCUGGAGGCUUCUGUAUGCACAUUUUAUCGUCAGAUUUUCGCGGUCAGGACUAAGUAGUCGAAGUCUUGCUCUCCUGCCCCUGCUGUACAGUUCCCAUUUGAGGAUUCGACCCGUCAGUCUAAAAGAUUCUACUUCUUACUUAGCAGUAAUAACUCGCUUCCUCGAACGCAGCUGCUAGUGUAACGAAAUUGGCAGGGUUUAAUAUAACUGCCCCAUUCCCUCUAUGACCAGAAUUUUGUUCAAAAAAUUUCCGUUCACAUGUAGGUACUGAUGAUCACCACAGAUGCAAUUGUUUACCAUAAAGCCAAUCCACUGUCUUGUUGAUAUUUUAUACGUGAAGGACCGUUGUUCGAUAAGAGAUAGGAAGGGCGACAUGGAGUUUGUGGCGGCUAGGCGGCGGCAGUAAGUGCUCUGAGCGCUACAACCAUCAGGUCAAAUCCUAUGUUGGAAGGAGAAGGCGGAAAGCACCAGAGUGAGGGGCAUAGUGUAUACAGAAUCCGGAGUUGUCCUCUGAGGCGGCAGUUGCAACUGGUGAAGCCAGGGCCGCUGUUGACUGCGUCCAGUCAUGCCUGAGGGUCUCUGCAACAGUGGUGGCAGCCGCUUUUGUAGGCUCGCGGGUCGAACUCAAGUGGUGCCCAGUCAGUGUGUGGCGCAUUGGCCGAGGGGUGGUGUCCCAGUGGCUUAGGUUGCGGUUGCAGGGGGGAGGUGUGUUCAAGUGGCCGCAUGGGCAGCUGCGGCUGCGCGGACGCAGGUAUGCCCGAGCAGUCACGUGAAAAUCAGGCAGUGCCAGCCUGGCCAUUUGAUUGGGUGACAAGGGCAUUUGUGGUCGCCUGUGAUUGGCUAUCCUAGGGGUUGGAUGUGCUCACGUUCUGACGCGCGGGAGUAGUGGUCACCCGACGUCUAGUGCGACGCGGAUGCUAGACGCAGAUGGCUUAACGUCGUCUGAGGCGCUCUAGAUCGGGUGCUGACGAAAUCGCUGGACAACCUUGAUGGGAUGCAUUAUCUACCUCUGUUGUAUCCAGCCGGUCAACGCUUGGAAUUCUCCACGCCCUCCUCUCAAGUGCUUCCACAUUUGGCCCCUGUUGACAUUCCCCUUCCCCUUUUGUAACCUUUUUUUGAGCGCGAUCGGCGUUCUUUUAAUUAACUAAUUUUGUAUUCUGACCUUGAGCUGGGAAUUCGAUCUGCUCGAACAUUAACAAAGGAAUUCUUUGUCCAGGGUAUCCAUUGUUGAGGUUUGUACGUUUUUUCAUUAUUACUUUAUUCUAUCAAUAGUACCGUAUAAACACCGAAAGCUGUUUUGGCUUAUACGCGUCACUUUGCCAGCCACAGUACUCAACAUCCUAUCAGAAAUUGGAGGAAAUUAAUCUCAUCAAAUGCAGACGCGUUCCAUGAAGAAUGAAUCGGACGGUACGCAACAGUCUCUCGGACUAGACAAACCAGGUGCCUUCGAAGGACAAGGAGAGCUGAGGAAAGACGUCCAGUCCGGCUCUUGUAAGACCGUUUCUAUUAGUAGUCGUUGCUCUAGUAAAACAGUUAAAGCUUUAAAAAUAGCCGAAAUAGAAGAGAGGCGAGUUAAACGUGAGGUCGAACUCCAACGGGCUAUUUUUGACGCAGAAAAAAGGACAGAGCUAGCAAGGAUAGAGGUAGAGACCGAUGAAGAGAUGUCCGAUGACGACCGUCAACCCGUGGAUUCCGUCGCGCAUGUCUCAGGAUAUUUGAAACAAUGCACAUUGGAUGAAAUUUCUCCUGAAGAGAGUAAUCAUUGCCAACGUGAGAAUGUUGAUAUGCCCAAAGCAAGCGCUAGGAGCCUGCCAGCUGCCAGUUUAGAACUGCCCAAGGUUGAGUUGUCAUGGUUUGACGAGAACCCAGUUCAUUAUUGGAAGUUUAUACGACAGUUUGAAGUGUACGUAGAGAGCAAAGUUGAAGAUGCUGGACAGAGGCUGCUGUACUUGAUUCACUAUUGCAGAGGUGAUGCGAGAGCGGCCAUAUAAGAAUGCGUCAUGCUUCCCUCACCUUCGGCUUAUUCAAGAGCACGGGAAAUAUUGAGCAGCUUAUUUGGCCAGCCACAUGUAGUGGCUAAUGCUCUUCUGGACGGUGUUUUCGCACAGGCACGCCAAGUUAACCAGACUGCGAAGGCACUUUCAGAUUUGUGCAUAAAAAUUAGAAGUUGUGAAAUAGCGCUCACGCAAAUGAACUACGUUUCCGACCUACAAUCGCUGAAUGUCCUAGAGCGAAUAGUGCGUUGUUUGCCGUUUUUUAUGCAGAUACAAUGGGCUGAAGUUGCUGAUAAAAUAUCUAUGAAUGGUAGAGAUCCGGAUUUUGCAGACCUCACGUAAUUCGUAAAUACUCGAGCUAGGAUAGCAAGAAGUCGUUUCGGACAAAUAUCUCGAGAUGGGGAUGCCAAGCGCUCUCAACAGCCCUUUACUGCCACAGCCCAACAUCAAAAACGGGAAAACCCUAACAAUUUUGCCAUUUCGAGUGUCGAACCAGAUCAACGGCCAUGUUACAUAUGUUCUAAUGCACAUGAAGUGGCAAAUUGCCCACGUUUAAUUGGAAUGGGUGUCGCAGAUCGAUGGAAUUGUCUGCGGCAACACAAAGCGUGUUUUGUUUGUCUUGGUAAUACGCAUUUUGCCAAGGUGUGCAGCUCCAGAGAACUUUGCGGUCAUUCCGGGUGCAAAAACGACAUCAUACGCUUUUGCAUGUAAUAUCGUCGGAAAAUAAUCAAUAAACAUUACAUGAUGAAGGGCUUUGUGCCCUGACUGGAACUACGCAUGUACCAUCACGACUGGGGGUUAUUCCUGUCAAGUUGGCAACUCCGACAGGAAACGUCGAAACUUACGCAUUUUCGGACAGUGGCUCGGAUGUCACUCUGAUUAAACGAAAGCCUCUUGUCGGAAAUGGAGUGCUAACAACGCCAACAACAUUGACAAUAAACACCAUAAGCGGUUCAAUCAAAUGCAACUCGGAAGUCAGAAGUCUAAGGGUGCUGCCCAUGAAUGGAACUGAGUCAGUUGGGAUUGAAAGGGCUUUGGUAGUCGAAGACUUGCCACUUCGUGCAGAAUCGACAAUUAAAAGGAUAGCCUCUUCGUGGCCACACCUGAGCGAUAUAAUGUUCGACGAGCUCACUGAUUGCGAGGUUGGCAUACUCAUUGGGAAUGAUAUCGUCGAAGCUCAUUGGGUACUCGACCAACGUCUGGGUGGCAAAAGGGAGCCGUUCGCCGUUAAAACACUACUGGGCUGGAUGCUGCUUGGGUCUUCACGUGGCAGGCAAAAACAAAACGCUGUCUGUCACUGCAUUGUAAAUCAAGAAAAGGACGUAACGCACAGCAUUAAGAAGCUAUACGACUCGGAGUUUACGGACACUUCAACAACGACUGCGAGUUACUCAUUGGAGGACAAACGGGCACUGGCUAUUGUGCAAUCUUCCGUUACAAUCAUAACAGGGCAUUACCAACUGCCACUCCCUUGGCGAAGCAGUACGCUGAAUUUACCGAACAAUUUUCAGUUGGCGCGUAAACGACUAAUCCAUCUCAAGAGUAAGUUGGGUCGAGAUCCCUAAUUACUUCGGAAAUAUGAGCAAACGUUCCGUUCGUACAUGGAGAAGGGAUACAUCGAGCGAGUUGACGGCAACAAAGCGUUCCCAGUUACGAGACACUGGUACUUACCACACCACCCCGUUGUCAACCCCCGAAAACCAGAAAAAAUUCGUGUUGUAUUUGACUGUGCUGCCAAGUGUCAGGGCGUGUCUCUGAAUGAUAAUCUAUACCAAGGACCUGACCUAAACGCUAAGCUAGUAAGUGUGUUGUUGGGUUUCCGACUUGAGCGUAUUGCAGUGGCAGGGGAUAUAGAGGAAAUGUUCUUGCAAGUGAAAGUGGACCCGAUUGAUUGACCUACUCUGAAAUUUUUGUGGUGGGAAAAUGACGACCUUGAAGGAGAGCCAGUUGAGUUUCAAUGGACAUCUCACCCAUUCGGAUUGACUUCUUCGCCCUUUUGUGCCACCUUUGCGUUGCAAAAAACUGUUGGAGAUUUCGGUUCAUCUUACUCUUCAUCAACUUGCAGAGCGAUUCACCAGAGUAUAUAUGUUGAUGAUUGUCUAGUCUCGUUAUGUGAUGUCGAUUCAGCCAAACGUUUUGCGGACGAAAUUUGUAAACUUCUCUCUCAAGGCGGCUUUCGUAUGCGAAAAUGGGCUUCUAAUGACCGGCGUAUACUCUCGGUCGUUAGUGCGACUGAACGCUCUUCUGGUAUGCGAGAUAUUGCCGUCAACCCCCUACCUACUGAACGAACUUUAGGGUUGCAGUGGGAUACGCAUGUGCCGAGGCGCCAGACUAUCUUGCCUUUCCCUACCUGUUCCUCAUUCUUGAACUUACUGGUUGUUUAACUGAAUGGAAUGAACACAACUCUUCGCGACGCGCUUGGCAUGAGUGGGAUUGUCAGGUCGUUUGACUUUUGAUUAUUAAUUCUUCCAUAACUCUGGUCUUAUCCUGAUUUUUAUAGUCUGGGAUAGACGGUUCUGUCUUAGCGUUCGCGACAGUGGUGACCCCUUGACGUUCACGCUUAUACCUUUAAUUAGUCGACUUCCAAUUUGCAUACCGCCCGUUUGCCUUCUUUCUUUCUACAAUCAUGUCCUCUACGAAUUCCAAUGAUCCCACUUCUUCUCUCAGUGGACUUGUUUCUCCCCUCCCAGACUUUUGGCAACAUGCGCCAGAACUUUAUUUUUUCCGUAUUGAGGCGACUUUUCACUCCGCCAAGAUAACACGUGAAACAGACAAAUAUUAAAAUCUGGUCGAGGCCCUCCCUCCCACCAUUCUUUCUCAAGUACAAACGCUUCUGAGAGAUCCCCCGACUGAUGCUCCUUACACCAAGUUAAAGGCUGAACUUCUUCGCCUGACAUCAGUCUCCGAUCGGCAGCGUUAUCACGCACUAGUAAAAGAGGAGGCCUUAGGUGAUCGCAAGCCGUCGGAACUCUUGCGUCGCAUGCGUUCUCUGGUUGGGAACAUGAAAAUCGACGACAAGUUCUUUAAAGAGAUGUUCUUAGAACGUCUGCCGACGUCUGUACAAACAAUCUUGGCCUCUGGCUCCGACGACCUAGAAAUAUCAAAGUUAGCGGAGAUGGCUGACCGUAUGAUGGAGGUUGAGCGUUUGUCAUCCCCGACGAUUGCUCAGGUAUCCCAGCCUCUCAACGUGUCCACCUCUGACCUUGCUGAACUAAAGACGCAGAUUGCCCAGUUGUCAGCGACUGUUGCCGCUUUGCAGCUGCGCCGAUUUCCCGGUCCCUCUCGACGUCCCUUCGGUCGUGACCGUCGUCGUUCCCGCUCUCGCCCCAGGACCGCCAACCUAUGUUGGUAUCAUGUCAACUAUGGCGAUAAGGCGCGGCGCUGUGUCCCACCCUGCUCCUUCAAGUCCACGCAGGGAAACUCCUCGGCCGGAGAGUAA